Molecule: messenger RNA, 594 nt
Organism: Telopea speciosissima
Lineage: Eukaryota; Viridiplantae; Streptophyta; Magnoliopsida; Proteales; Proteaceae
Product: UDP-glycosyltransferase 90A1-like
Exons: 1
Coding region: 1-594 (197 amino acids)
Molecular function (GO): UDP-glycosyltransferase activity
Source: RefSeq, a predicted model, not a curated record
AUGCCUUUCCGGAAUUACGUGGCAUUUGGUACCCAGGCUGAUCUGUCGGAUGCCCAGCUGGACGAGGUUGCUUUCGGGUUAGAGAUGCUGGGUCAUCCGUUCAUAUGGGUCGUGGGUUCCAAGACUUGGUGUACGCCUAAUGGUUUGGAAGAGAGGGUGAAAUCUAGGGGUUUGAUAAUGAGGGAAUGGGUCGAUCAACGGCAGAUCCUUGCACACGGUUCGACCGCCGGAUUCUUGAGCCACUGCGGAUGGAAUUCAGUUCUGGAGAGUAUAUCGGAGGGUGUUCCGGUUCUGGCCUGGCCCAUGAUAGCGGACCAGUUCUUUAAUGCUAAGUUUUAUGUGGAUGGGUUGGGUGCAGGACUGAGUAUUGGGAUAGUGGGGCCCGAAGGCAUUGUAGGGAGGGAGACGAUUAGUGAAGGUGUGAAGGAGCUGAUGGGUGGAAAGAAGGGGAAGAAUGCGAGAGAGAAGGUCAAGGAGUUGAGCCGAGUGGCCCCGAAGUCCGUUCAGGAGGGUGGUUCAUCUUAUGAGAACUUAAGCCGGCUACUUGACCAACUAGAGGCCUCUGGUCUUACUAACGGUUUGGUACCACACUAG